AAUCUACGCGCCAUGAGCUAUCGUUUGUAUUUCACAACAUGUAUCUUUAUGUAUUGUAUCUUAAGGAUAGAGCCCAAAGUGGCUUAUGACAAGGGGAGCAAUAGUUCAUCCAAAAGUGAUAUUGCAAAAGCUUCGGUCAAUGAUAUCGAUGAACCACUUGAGAACCCCAGAAUCUCAAAAUAUCCUUUUAUGGUUUCCAUUGAGAGAAAUGAUUAUAAAAAAUAUACACAUCUUUGUGGUGGUGCAAUCCUUAACGAACAUUUCGUGAUAACUGCAGCCCACUGCAUGCUGAAACCGAGACAACUUUAUGCUAAAGACAUUUCUGUUCUUGCCGGUUCAUCUCUUUUGUUCGAUAAGAAUGCAACACGAUUUUUCGUAAAAGCCACGAAACGACAUCCCCAAUUUGUUCCAUUCAGGGGAAAUGAUAUCCUGCUUCUUUUAAUGGAACGUGAAAUACCUAUUGAUAAUAUUCAAUUUGGAAAUAUCGAUUUUCGAGAUACCACUAGAAAAAGCGGAGAAAUCCCCGCACAUCUACUCGGCUGGGGACAGACGCAAUUAAAUCAGACAAAGGAACUUGAAGAAGUCCCAUUUAAAACAAUUCAAGAUAAAGACUGCUUUCUCAACUAUCGCUUUAAAUAUUUAACUAAUUCGGAAGUCUGCGCGAUGAAUACAAAAGGACCUCGUGGAGCAUGUGAUGGGGAUUCUGGAGGACCUCUUGUCGAUGAGACUCAUCAAAAGCUUAUUGGGCUGCUGACUUAUGGCAGAAAGCCCUGCCAGAUUGACAAGCCAUAUGCAUUUACCCGGAUUAGCCUCUUCGUCAAGUGGAUUGAACAAGAAAUGGCAAAUAUGCUUAAACUGAAGGCGAAGGCCAUUAAAUAGAGCACUCAGGUAUCAAAUAUAAAAUGUGACUUCAUUUAUUCAGAAUAAUUCCCACUUGGCGCUCUGAAAUGUUUUAAAAUGUAAAUAAGAGAAGUCACUUAAAAAAUUCUACCGCCCACAUUUGUCAGUUAGAGUGGAGGAAGACGAGAUGAUAAUGUGUUAAUGUUCUCUCUGGAACGUUUUUAGAAUUCAUGUCAGUUUCAUAAGAUAACAAUUCACGCGCAAUUGUCAUUCACAGUGAUUUCUGGGUAAGGACCCCAGAGAUACCCCAAUUCCGUAGUGUAAAAAAUAACACAAAUGACAGCUACGUGAUUUUAUUCAACAGUUUCCCCACUUCUUUUGUUAGGUUUUUAUAUGUCGUAGUUUGUUUCUUUCUCUCCAUCGGUUAGAAAAUAUCUUGAAUUUUGAUUGCAAGUGGAAAGUAAACUAUAUCAAUACACUAUCAGUAGUAAUCAGUAAUCAUUUUAAGAGUAUAUACUUAGAUAUGACUGCAACAACACUCUUGAAAAAUAUUUUUAAAACCAUUAAAAAUUUACAUAUAUAAAAUAUAAAUAUUUAAUCAAGUUGGGACAGCUGCAUUUGUGGAACUGUGUUGACUUUAUGUGGUAAAGUUCAAGGUCUGCUCCAUCGAUAUGAGCACAGGCUUUAAGCGACUUAAUCGAGUGUGUAGUUCAAUUUAAUACACUCAGAGAUGCAGACGUUCUUUUUUCGACACUUGGCGAUUAUUUCGAUAUGUUGCCUCUGCUCAAUUCACGCUUACUCACUUUGGGACUCUGUGAAUGAACAGGAGACUUGUCCAGCCUUUGCCCAACGGAGGGAAGUAUUAAGACCACAUCAUAGCACAAAUCAUAAUGUCCAACAUAAUGCUGAGCAUCAGCAUAAGCCCGGUAGACUGUUCAAGCCUGUUCAGUGGCUCAUGCGCAUCAUUCAAAUAACGACUAUAUCGAGAAACGAACCCAAGUGUCAUAUUCAAAACCCUAAACCGGCGCAAAGACAAGUACUAAUACCUAAUAAAAGGCUGCGCAAAUUACCAAACUCCAAAGAUGUCAAGAGAAAUGCUAAGAUGCUGUACAUAUUGGAUAACAGACCAGUUCUUGAAAGGCAUCCCAAUUAUUUUUUAAUGUAAUAUUUGCAUUUAUUUCUUAGUUUUAAGAACCACAAUUAAGGAAACUUGAGCAAACACAUGUGACUAUUGUAGGCAAUAAAUUAAAAGUGUUUUGUUCCAGCUAAGGAUUAAAUAUAA
This is a messenger RNA of Drosophila albomicans, 2122 nucleotides long. RefSeq names its product chymotrypsin-2. Gene Ontology annotation, biological process: proteolysis. Gene Ontology annotation, molecular function: serine-type endopeptidase activity. The record is from RefSeq and is a predicted model, not a curated record. The transcript is spliced from 3 exons. Lineage: Eukaryota; Metazoa; Arthropoda; Insecta; Diptera; Drosophilidae. Bases 13 to 879 code for a protein of 288 amino acids.